Molecule: messenger RNA, 918 nt
Organism: Ambispora gerdemannii
Lineage: Eukaryota; Fungi; Glomeromycota; Glomeromycetes; Archaeosporales; Ambisporaceae
Source: the annotation of a GenBank genome assembly
AUGUCAAAAUUCAUCGCGACUAAUGGGACACACAGUAUAAUGGAACCAGAAGCUGGUCCGAGUAAAAGCAAUAAGAGCAGCAAAAGUAAAAAUCACAAAAAUCGAAACAACCACCAUCAGAAUAACGAGAUUCCUAUGAAUAUAGAUAGCGGCGGCGGCAAUGCUGUCACGGACGAUAAACGAAGACUUGCACUUGAACGAAUUGAAAAUCAAGAGAUGGAAUAUCGAAAGUUAGCACAAGCAAUCACCAAAAUGGCGGAUUGUCAACGUGAAUUAUACCAGACGAUUGAAUCGAUAAAUGACGAUAAAGUGUCCGAAGUAUUCGCACAACUAUUCGCACAGUUACCAAACGAUGAUAUCAGCAACAAUAUCUAUACAGGAAUUCCUCAAUAUAACCUCAUAAAUAAUAAAAAGAUGAUAUUACCCCAAAUUUCAUCAAUUUCUUCGUUUUCAAAAAAUAAUGCUUCGAAUGAUACCGCUAUUAAUAUUAGUAAAGAAGUUGUAAAAGUACCAUUUUGGCCUUUGCCCGAUUCACAACCACCACCACAAAUUUAUCAUCCCAAUCCUGUAUCACAGCCAAUCACGAACACAAAAAUUGAACGAUAUCGAAGAAGUCGACCAGACAAACGCGAGAAAUGGAAUUUAACACAACGACAAUGGUUGACACGUGAAUUCCGUGCACACUACGAACGACGCGUAAGACUUGACGAUAACGUCACCAAAAAAGGUGUCGCUUACGAGUUGGAGCAAUUGAUUCACGGGCGACCGGAAAUUCAUGUCUAUCAGUGUGUGAGAUCUUAUUUAACCGGUCGUACGUCGAUUACUAAUCUUGAGGUUCUGUAUGCGAUUGAAAAGUGGAUUAAAACGGAAAUUGCACAUUGGGGUGAAUUGUCAGAAGAGGAUUUUUGGUUUGAUUAG